AUGGCAAGGCAUGUGUUCAAUCGUAUCCGAGAGGGAGUGGUUGCUCAUGACCCAUACUUCGAGUGCAAGACGGAUACCCUUGGCAAGCUUGGAUUCUCCUCUUACCAGAAAUGCACCGCGGCCAUCCGCAUGCUUGCAUAUGGUAUUCCAGGCGAUCUGAUGGAUGAGUAUGUGCGUAUGAGUGAGACAACAUGUCUAAUGUCAAUGUACAAGUUUUGUCAGGCUGUGAUCGAGGUGUUUGGCCCAGAGUACUUGAGGCAGCUAACUACCGCUGAUACAGAGAGAUUGUUGGCGACCAACGCAGCUAGAGGCUUUCCAGGCAUGCUUGGCAGCAUAGAUUGUUCUCACAAUGAUAUCAACGUGCUGCAGCGUUCUCCAGUCUUUGCGAGGCUUGCAGAAGGCCACUCCCCACCUGUCAACUUUGAGAUCAACGGCCACCAAUACAACAAGGGAUACUAUCUAGCUGAUGGUAUAUAUCCUCAGUGGUCAACUUUUGUGAAGACAAUCUCGAAACCCCAAGGUGAGAAGAGAAAGAGAUUUGCCCAAAUGCAAGAGAGUGUUAGAAAGGAUGUGGAACGUGCUUUUGGUGUGCUUCAAUCCCGGUGGGGUAUCGUUCGAAACCCUGCACUGUCAUGUGAUGAAAGGAAGCUUUGGAAGGUGAUGAGUGCUUGUGCGAUCAUGCACAACAUGAUCGUCGAGGACGAGCGUGAUGAGAGUAUCUUCGACCAAGGAUUUGAUUAUCAAGGUGAAAAUAUUGAGCCCCUGCACCAAGACCCGGCCACAUUUGAACAGUUUGUCCAAUUCCACCGUGAGAUGCGUGAUUGGCACACUCAUUUGAAUCUUCAAAAUGACUUGGUUGAGCACGUGUGGGAUCACAUUGGCAACCAAUAG
This is a messenger RNA of Aegilops tauschii subsp. strangulata, 891 nucleotides long. RefSeq lists its product as uncharacterized. Lineage: Eukaryota; Viridiplantae; Streptophyta; Magnoliopsida; Poales; Poaceae. The record is from RefSeq and is a predicted model, not a curated record.